Cuscuta epithymum is the source of this 626-nucleotide messenger RNA. The record is from the annotation of a GenBank genome assembly. Lineage: Eukaryota; Viridiplantae; Streptophyta; Magnoliopsida; Solanales; Convolvulaceae.
AAAAACCCAAAAUAACUAAAAACAAAGCCCGACCCGCUUUCUCCACUCUCUGCCACUCUCUGCUCCUGCUACUGUCCAGAUCCAUUCCUUCCAUUCUAUCGUCAGUAAUGGACCACCACCCAAAAUCAGCCCCCACCGCCGAUUCCCGUCGGCCGACCACCUACCAGGAUCCCGACACCGUUCGCCGCCCCAAAAGGCAGAGAAGUUGCCCCACCCCUCUCCACUCCGUCGGCCGCUCCGACGAACCCUCUUUCACCUUCGACACCAAAAUCUCCGACGACUCCGCUCCGGAGACCACGCCGAGGUUCGGGUUCUUCAGCGACUGCAUAAAGACCGGCAAGCUUCUGAAUGAAGACCAAAUCGGAGACGGCGAAGUGGGCCGCCUCGGCGGCGGCGGAGAUUACGCUCAGAAUCAGAAAAGAGCUGUGGGCUAGUUGUAAUUAUGUUGGAAACAUUAGGCUUUCUCGGAAAACAAUUAUCAAUUGCUGACCAUUUUCUUUUUUGUUAUAGCUUCUCUAAUAGGUAUUAAUGAAUCAAUUAAUUAAGGGGCAUAUUAUUAGAUUCAUAGAAAAGCCCCGUUUCAUUGGACUUGUAAUAAUGAAUUGUAAAGAAAUGUUCAUUUCCGC